AUGAACAAGAAUCUAAUCUUAACUGUCUCAGUUAUUGCUUCGCUUGCUAACGCUAAUGCUCAUGUGAAAGCUAACCAAAUCGGAGAUCAUGAUGAUGGCUUUCAGAAUAGUCAUAUGACUUAAGCGAUUCAAACUCUUGCUGCUGAAACACUUGGAGGUGAAUACCAAAGAAUAUAUGAUUUUACCAGUGGAUUCCUCUUUGGAAGCUCAUACUCUGAAAAUAAAGAGUGUGUUAAAAAUCUCAAUUCGAUCACUUACUAUGGUCUCUUCGUCCUACAAGGAACUCAGAACUUCAAAUUUUAAAAUGCUGUUAGUAUUAAUCUCAAUGUCAACAAAUUUACUGAGGCUACUGGCAUAUUUACCAGCGUCUGCGAUAUCAACCACAUGACUAAAAUUUUUUCUGAACUAUCAACCUUCGAAGCUACUCCAUGGGUCAGAAUGGGAAGCAGAGCUUUUGGUGUUGCUGUAGGAAGUAUUUGGGCUGCUUAGAAAGACAUCAACUAAGGUAUUAAGGAUGGUAAUUGGUACAAGGUUGGUAAAACCUCAGGAAAGCUCUUUAAAGAAUUGUUCGAUUCAGCUCUUUGA
Stylonychia lemnae is the source of this 585-nucleotide messenger RNA. The record is from the annotation of a GenBank genome assembly. NCBI's taxonomy places the organism in Eukaryota, Ciliophora, Spirotrichea, Sporadotrichida, Oxytrichidae.